UUCAUUCGGUUGACAGCGAAGGCAGGAUUCAACAUGAGAAGAGAUUGGUUAUAGGAAUGAGUAUAGAAAUCCCUGCAGGGCUGACGGAGCUGUUGCAGAGCUUUACAGUGGAGGUGUUGAGGAACCAGCCGGGAGAUCUGGUCGAGUUUGCCCUGCAGUAUUUCACCAAGCUGAAGGAAAGUCAGAGCAAAGAGGCAGCUGUUGACCAUGAGCGAAACUCGGCGUUUAGACCUGGCAAGGGGGUCAAUUUUGUCGAGGAGCCCAUGCAAACUGAUUCAGAAAACGGAGAGGAUGACGACGAUGAUGAGGAAUUCAUAGCCCCGGAUAUCAACAGAUUUACAAGAAGAGCAUCAGUUUGUGCUGAAGCCAUCAAUCCAGAUGAUGAUGAUGAAGAUGCAGAACCCAAGAUUAUUUAUCCCAAAGCAGAUGAACAAAGAAUUAGACUGCAGGAAACAUGCAAAGAUAUUCUUCUGUUCAAAAACUUAGACUCGGAACAGAUGUCUCAGGUAUUGGAUGCCAUGUUUGAGAAGCUAGUCAGUCCUGGUGAACACGUAAUUGACCAAGAUGAUGAUGGAGAUAAUUUCUAUGUUAUUGAAAGAGGAACAUAUGACAUCAGUGUAAAAGUAGAUGGCAUUGAUUGCUGUAUUGGUACCUACAAUAACCAUGGAAGUUUUGGGGAGCUGGCCUUAAUGUACAAUACUCCAAGAGCAGCCACAAUCAUUGCUACCUCACCUGGUGCUUUAUGGGGUUUGGACAGGCUAACAUUCCGGAGAAUCAUUGUGAAAAACAAUGCCAAAAAGAAGAGAAUGUAUGAAAUAUUCAUUGAGACACUGCCAUUGCUUAAAUCACUAGAACCAUCUGAAAGAAUGAAAGUGGUUGACGUACUAGGAUCCAAAAUGUACAAAGACGGAGAACGUAUUAUUGCUCAGGGAGAUUCGGCUGAUUGUUUUUAUAUUGUGGAAUCUGGAGAAGUAAAAAUAACUAUGAGAAGAACCAAGAGUCAACUUAAUGUGGAAGAACAUGGUGCAGUAGAGAUUGCACGGUGUACAAGAGGACAGUACUUUGGAGAGCUAGCUCUGGUAACAAACAGACCACGAGCUGCUUCAGCCUAUGCUGUGGGAAAUGUCAAAUGUUUAGUUAUGGAUGUGCAAGCUUUUGAGCGAUUGUUGGGUCCAUGUAUGGACAUCAUGAAAAGAAACAUCGUAAACUACGAGGAGCAGCUUGUUGAACUAUUUGGAACAAACAUGGACAUGUCUGACCCCACUGCAUGAAGAGACAACAAAAAGUACAAACAUGCAAGGAAACUGUCAUCUUUCUGUAGAUGCAAUGUAUUUCUGUAACCUCUAUUUUUGUAUUAUUUUGCUUUAAGAAAUAUGAAAAAAUACUAAACAAACAAUAGCAAUGUAGAAGUUAUUUAGGCAAAAAAAAUAUUCAUACACUUCCAGGAUUCAUGGGGGAAUGCUUCAUAAAUCAACAGAUUUGUUUUCCUUUCCCUUAUAUUACCAGAAUUCAAGAACUAGUUCUUCAGAUUAUUUUUGUUCCCGUUUGGCAGGCUAAACUUUUUGUUUUUUCUAGCUUUUUUUUGUGCUUUAGAACAACUUCUUAGAUUUUUUUAAUUCAUUUGUCCCUGACCUAAUUUCAUUGUAAUUGCACUGUAAAUUGUCUUAGUUUUACAGUUUGUUUUGGGAAAUUUAAAAAGUGUUAAUCCCAGAGAAAAAAAAAAAAAAAAAAACUACUUUAGUUACAGUUAAUGUAUUCAUCAACUUGCAGACAUUAUUAUACAGGUUACCCAUACUUGUAGAUCAAUUAAUUAAAAAGUCACAUAGAAAUUCUAAUACUCCACAUUGUCCAUGGCAGUUGAUUGUGUCAUUUGUUUCCCCAAAACAUUCACAUACUUGAAAGCAACUAUAUAUAUAUAUAUACACACACACACACACACACACACACACACACACACACACACACACACACACACAAAAAAACAUUUACAGUUAUUUUUCUUAAAUGGAUUCUUCAGAUUAUACAGAUUUUUCUCAUCACUAACAUUAUUAACAGUUAUUUGAUAGAUUAAGUUUAAAAUUUGUUAAUUUACACCACAUACAUUCUUCAGGGGAAAAUGCUUUUCUUGGCUGUCUUUACCCAAUUCAAAAUGCAUGUUUUGUUGAACUGUUGUAGUUUAUCCCACACUUGCACUCCUAAUUAUACAAAUUAAUAAAUUCUGCCCAAGUUUCAGUAAGUGACACCUAAGUAAAAUGUAUUCUGUCUUUGCAGUUUUCCCCAUGAAAAUAUUGAACCACUUAGAUUUUUAUUAGCAUGCAUUUUAUUGUGGUUCUACUGAUGGACACUGUUAUGUGCACUUUCUCUGUCAGUUCCAAAAGUAUUGUUUCCAAAACAAAUGUUUAUAAAAAAAGAAUCUUUAUGUUGCAUCACCAACAAUUUUUCUAUCUUCACUAUGAUAGAUUUUUUAGAGCAACAAGGAUGGGCCCAAUACUAUAGAAAAUAUUUUCAAACAUACAUUGAAAGAAAGGUACACUAUUUUAAGUGUAUUAAAGGUCAAAUGUAAGUUUUUGUUGUAAUG
Polyodon spathula (Mississippi paddlefish) is the source of this 2578-nucleotide messenger RNA. Its product is annotated as cAMP-dependent protein kinase type II-beta regulatory subunit-like. Gene Ontology annotation, molecular function: cAMP-dependent protein kinase regulator activity. Lineage: Eukaryota; Metazoa; Chordata; Actinopteri; Acipenseriformes; Polyodontidae. The record is from RefSeq and is a predicted model, not a curated record. Gene Ontology annotation, cellular component: cAMP-dependent protein kinase complex. The transcript is spliced from 12 exons. Gene Ontology annotation, biological process: regulation of protein phosphorylation. Bases 57 to 1271 code for a protein of 404 amino acids.